Molecule: messenger RNA, 681 nt
Organism: Pisolithus orientalis
Lineage: Eukaryota; Fungi; Basidiomycota; Agaricomycetes; Boletales; Pisolithaceae
Product: protein-tyrosine phosphatase-like protein
Exons: 3
Coding region: 1-681 (226 amino acids)
Biological process (GO): negative regulation of MAPK cascade; protein dephosphorylation
Cellular component (GO): cytoplasm
Molecular function (GO): MAP kinase tyrosine/serine/threonine phosphatase activity; protein tyrosine/threonine phosphatase activity
Source: RefSeq, a predicted model, not a curated record
AUGGCGCCGGAAGUAAUGGAGGCGAUGUGCACGCCAAUGCACCUGGUCCUCCCAGUCCAUUACCCCACCCCAACAUCUCCCACUAUUCCUUCCGUCAAGCCAGCGGCAUCCACCGUCGCGCCCGGCUCACUCUUCCUUGGUUCCAUCUCUGCCACGAUGGACCGUGAACUACUCGCGACCAACCAUAUCACACACGUCGUCCAGGUUCUCGAUGUUCCCUGGCUGCCCAUCUCCGAAAAAGACGGCUUCCGGUGUCUCAAGAUCGACAUCGUCGACAAACCGUCAGCAGACUUGCGUCCUCACCUUGAGGGUGCAUGUGCAUACAUUGCCAACGCCCUCCACGCAGGUGGAAACGUGCUCGUGCAUUGCCAGCAGGGUAUCUCACGCUCACCAGCAAUCGUCAUUGCUUACCUCAUCCACAACCUCGGAAUGUCAUACGAUCAGGCACAUGCUCUAGUUAAACGACGACGACCAUGUAUCAAUCCAAAUCCCGGAUUCGUCGCCGCCCUCCGAGCUUGGGAGAGUAGGUGGCGGUCUAAUGCUCCAUCACCGCCACCCCAAUUCCGGCGCGCAACUACAUCAUACGCCGGAAUGUCCACAGUUGAGCCUGUCAGUACUCUUGCCCCAAUGACGAUGAGGGGAAUCAGCUACGGCGGAAAUGGUGGAUCAAGACCAUAUUGA